AGAAACUAUCAAGUGUUGUGUAAUCAGGUUGUCACUAUGCUACCAUUUGUUUACAGCGGAGAUGAUGAGGAUCGUGAAAGGACAGAUACUCAACGGUCUAGAAGACGAUAUACGCGAAGUCGAUCGAGGUCAAGUUCACGAUCUCGUUCACGAACACACUCCAGGUCACGUUCUGCAUCCCGUUCACCGUCACGUUCUGAUUCGCGUAAUAGAUCACCAUCGGGAUCAAGGUCACCUCGUUCCAGUCGAAGACGAAAUCGUCAUUGGUCAAGGUCGAGUUCAUCAGAACGCGAUCGUGAUGACCGAGGCCGUAGUCGUACACCACACUAUGAUCGUGAUCGUGAACGUAGUCGCCGAAGUCGCAGUCCAUACGAUCGUCGAUCCAAUCGGGAUAGAGGCGAGUUUUCGAGUGCUAUACCCUACUUGUCAUCGCUGAGUGCGCGUAACGAAGGCUCAUCAGGACAUUCAUUCGGACAACCGCAUUACAAAAUUGUUUUGAAGGUGCUACCGUCUGACAUACAACGAGAAGGAGUGAUUGCUCAAAUAGAACGGCAAGGUUUUCGUGUGCGAGAUAUUCGAAUUAUUCGAAAAGGUCCAGAACGUUGCUUUGGAUUCGCCGAAUUUGCUGAUGUGAAUAGUGCACAGGCGUGGAUGGAGUUCAAUAAGGGAGUAUUUACGCUUGACGAUGGACAUGUGACGAAACUGGAAUAUUCGCGUUAUGAUAACUUGGAUGGACGUUCAUCAUCAGCAGCUAGUAAUGGUGAUUGGAUGUGUGCUAAGUGUACCAUCAAAAACUUCAAAAAUCGUGGUUCAUGUUUCAAAUGUAAUCUAACUCGUAUUGAAUCUGAUGCUCUUACACGUAAAGGAUAUGCUGCGAUUGGUGUCGCAAAAUGUGAUACACUUCUUCUACGAGAGAUUCCACUGCAAUGCACUGAAGCAAAAAUUCAAUUUGAAUUGAGCAAAAUCUCCUCAAUGGAAAUUUUGCGUGUACAUAUAGCUGACUCAGGUCUGUAUGCAUAUGUGCAAAUGCGAAGUGCAGAUGAUGCAGAAAGACUUUUACUUGCCUUCAAUAAAAUGCCAUUACUCAUCGAUGGAUGUGCAGUGAUGGUGACAUAUUCACGUUUACCUUUAAAUACGGUCCUCUCGAUGUCGUUAGCAAGCGAAUCAAUUCAGAAGGCAGCAAUGUAUGUGAACACAUUGCCUGCGUUCCGACCGUCUGUUGGAUUAGUAGGUCAUGUGGGUGCUGAAGCAGCUCAGUUAGCGAUUGCGAAGACAACUCUUUUACGGCAGGUGGCGAAUUCGGUGAUGGGCAGUGAUGCAGUAAGUGAUGAUCACUUUUUUGUGCUGCAUGUCAUGUAUCGAAUGAACAAUAUUGUCACCACUUCUGUUUUAAUUUCUCAUUUCUCGAUCGCAGCUCAGUCAAUGACCUCAUCAUCUCUUGUCGGUGUUGACGAUCGUUCAUUGAAUACAAACUUCGUGGUUACUGAUUACUUGAACGAUGAAUCUCGUAUCAGUGCAAAUAACAAUAGCAGUAAUUUUGUUUGUGUUGAUGAUUUGACUAAUCAGGGAGUACAACAACGACAGCAGCAACUUGCACAGGAUCGUUAUCAAGGCUCGAUGCAACAAACUGGAGUUGUAACGAAUUUACCGAGCACUAAUCUCGGUAAUGUUGAGACUCCAUGGGGAACAUUCAAAAAAUAUCCACCUCCAAAUACCAACUUGUACCAGUAUGAAGCCUCAUCAGGUCUUUACUACGAUCCAGUGAGUACGCUUUAUUACGAUAAUAAUUCGCAAUAUUAUUGGGAUGCGAGUGCACAAAAAUGGAACAGUUGGAAUGCCGUUUACCAAACUUAUAUACCGUGUGAAUUAACCGCUACGCAACAAACUUCGAGCAUAACUGCUCAAACCACUCAGAAUGUGACACAAACAACUGCUUCCGAUGCUGAUCAAACAGAAAAGCCAAUUGAAAGCAAUGAUGAUCAAAAAACGUUGACAAAAGAAAUCGAUUCAACCGAAAGCUCAAAAAAAUCAGAGCCUCAAAAAUCAGCUAAAGAUAUCGCAAAAGAAAUGGCAAAAUGGGCGAAAAAGCAGAGUAAAGUUCUGAUGGCCGUAAAAACCACAAGGGUAUUGGACAAUUCAGCGUUCAUAUCGGCAACAUCCUCCAAACCGAAAGCGUUAGCCACUACCGAAGCAACUGCCGAUUUGACAUAUAAACUGCUUGAGAAAGCGUCGAAUCCACUGGGUUCAAUGAGUGAUGAAGAGGAUGAAGUGCCUCCACCGCCGAAAGUUGCUGCAUCAGCAAUCGGUCGUUCUGCACUCAACAGUACACCAUCGUUACCGUCGUCAAGCCGACCCGCACUCGCUUCGAGCACUUCCGAAAGCAACCCCUCCACUCAGCAACAACCGCAAGUAUCGCUACAAUCCGAAGAAUGGUUCAUCGAUGCUGAAAAUAAGUCGUGCUUAUUAUGUAAACGUAAAUUUAGCAGUAUAGAAGUGUUGAUGAAACAUAUUCGCCUCUCUGAUUUGCAUAAAAAGAAUCUGGAAGAGUACAAAAAGAAUAAUUCGGCAUCAACCAAUGUUGAUGAUGGUGUUGUAUCGACUUCAACAUCAUCAUCAGAAAUAACUCAAGGCCAGAAAACGACUCUUCAGUAUCGAGAUCGUGCAAAAGAACGUCGAAAUAUGUUCGGUCUUGAUCCGAGUGGUUUCACAAACGAACCCACAGAUGCACAAGAAGCAAUGGAUUAUGCAGUCACAUCUCAAGAUGUUCCCAUUGAUGAGACUAAUAUUGGCAAUAAACUUCUCAAAUCAAUGGGAUGGACUGAAGGAAAAGGCAUCGGCAAGAAUAAUCAAGGCAUCGUAACACCAAUCACAGCUGAACGUCGCGUGGAAGGUGCAGGUCUAGGUGCUUCUGGUUCGCGUGUUCUUCACGGUGCGAAUGCCUCUCGUCGUGAACGUGCUCGAUCGGCAAUGAUCAGCAGAUAUCAAGAACUGAUAUGA
Molecule: messenger RNA, 2997 nt
Organism: Anisakis simplex (herring worm)
Lineage: Eukaryota; Metazoa; Nematoda; Chromadorea; Rhabditida; Anisakidae
Source: the annotation of a GenBank genome assembly